AGAGUCAACAGCCUCGCACUGAUGAAAACGACGGAAAAAGGGAAAGGAGGUCGUUUCCCAAGGAGGACGCAGUGCUUGACAUGGAGGGUACAGAAUGGUAGAGGAGGGGGAGGAGAAGGGGGAGGAGUACGGGGAGGAGGAGGUGGUAGAGGAGGGGGAGAAGGUGGUAGAGGAGGCGGAGGAGGAGGAGGGCGAGGAGGUGGAGGAGGAGGCGGGGGAGGUGCUGAAAAAACAAGUUAGAUUUCGGCAGGAGAGAAGACAGAACACGACAAAACGUCGUCGAUGGAGCCUGAUGGUUGGGAGGAGGAGAGAGGGUGAAGAGGGGAUAAGCUCCACUCACCAAAACCGGUUGAUCACAAGGAGGAUUCGCGGCGAUCGUGCAACGGACGCAAUAACGGCGAGCGCGACACCAGCUGAGUUCGGUGUGGCACGGGCAGGGGCCACCGCACGGCACACGGCACGGCACCGCACGGCGCACGGCACGUCAAACGGCACGGCUCGGCUGAUAGUAAGCAACCUCCCGGCAGGCGGUUGAUACGAACGAAAUAUUGCCUUCUGCACUGCUGUUCGGCCGCAGACAAGUACUUCGAAGGGUCACGAAAUGGGCGUUAGCUACCCCACGGCAAUCGGAGCGA
Molecule: messenger RNA, 635 nt
Organism: Chara braunii
Lineage: Eukaryota; Viridiplantae; Streptophyta; Charophyceae; Charales; Characeae
Source: the annotation of a GenBank genome assembly